AUGAUCGCCCGGCAAGCUUGGUGCGUCGCUACCUGGGUUCAAAGCUGUGCACGCCGUUCUUGGAGUGCAAAGUCGACGGAAGUGCAGUUACCACAUCGCGCAGUGGCUUGUUUACCACCGAACGAAGUGGAAUGCUUUGUUGGUACUUACGAGAUUUUGAUGCAUGCUUCGGGUGCUCAGUUCCUUAGCGGUACUAAAAGCAGCAGUGACGAAGACAGUGAAAAUUAUGACGAUGGUGAUGAUGAUGUUGAUUAUGAUGAUGAAGGUGGUGAUGAUAGGGAGGAGGAGAAGGAAGAAGAAGAAAAGGAAGACAGUAAUAUGACUGAUGGUGUCGAAGUAAAUGGAAAAGUUUAA
Gongylonema pulchrum is the source of this 354-nucleotide messenger RNA. Lineage: Eukaryota; Metazoa; Nematoda; Chromadorea; Rhabditida; Gongylonematidae. The record is from the annotation of a GenBank genome assembly.